UUUUUCUCAAAAUGUCUUCUCAUUCCGAAGACCAUCAAAACAAACGAGAUCAGCCAAAGCAUCAUUCAUCUCCAUCCUCAGACACAAAUAAUAAUCACCAACCAGCACCAGCACCACCAUCACAACCUCCACCGCCACCACAACCACCCAACAACCAAUCUCCGGCACACGGUUAUCCGCCGGCGAUGGGUUACCCUCCGCAAAUGGUGCAUACCCAUGGCGGGCCAUACCCCGGCUACCCUCCCCCUCCUCAUGGUUAUAACCAAUACCCUUACGCACAACUCCCACCAGGUGCCCCUUAUUACAAUCAGGGUUAUGCAUCUCCCCAGCAUGAUCGAUGUUCAGGAUUCGCGCGUGGAAUUAUUGCAGCUAUGUUUGUUUUAAUUGUUCUUACCUGCCUCUCAAGCCUAAUCACCUGGGCCGUUUUACGUCCGCAAAUCCCAGUUUUCCACGUAGAUAACAUGUCUGUCUCCAAUUUUAAUACCUCAACUCCUUUCACGGCAACAUGGGAUACAAAUCUCACAUUGGAAAACCCAAAUCAUAAGUUAAGACUUUACUUGGAUAAAAUCGUGGGUGCCAUGUUUUACGACGAUGAGGAGUCCUUGGGUUCUUCUUGGCUUAACCCUAUUUUCAUGGAGACCAAGACCAAAGCCACGAUGAAUGCUAUCAUUUCCGCCAAUGGUUCAGCUCAAAACGCGGUGCCGAUUUGGUUAACCCAAGAAAUGAGCAAGGAUCGAGCCACGGGAUCCCUGACUUUUGCCUUGAGGUUUCGUAUAUGGGCGACGUUUAAAACUGGUUCCUGGUGGACUAGAAGUUUGGUGAUUAGAGUUUUAUGUGACGAUUUGAAGGUUAAUUUCGUGGGUGCUUCAGGAAAUGGGGCUUUGGCACCUGGAAAACGUGACAAUUGUGAUGUUUAUGCCUGAGUAAUUAAUCUGCUCUUUUUUUUUUUUUCCUUCUUUUCAUGCUUGGUUGAUUUUUUUUUGGGGGAUUACAAAAAUGGAGAGGGUUAAUUCAGGAAUUUGUUACUGUAGAGAUAAUAUAAAUAUUUUUUUCUUUUAUUGAUUUGAAUAUUUGGACAUACAUUUGUAAUAUUGUUCUUCCUUUUUGUUUGGUUGGAGGUGGAGAAACUGGAAAUAGUACCAUAGGAAAAGAAAUG
Messenger RNA from Theobroma umbraticum, 1156 nucleotides. Its product is annotated as hydroxyproline-rich glycoprotein family protein. Gene Ontology annotation, cellular component: plasma membrane. NCBI's taxonomy places the organism in Eukaryota, Viridiplantae, Streptophyta, Magnoliopsida, Malvales, Malvaceae. Gene Ontology annotation, biological process: defense response to other organism. The record is from RefSeq and is a predicted model, not a curated record.